This is a messenger RNA of Daucus carota subsp. sativus, 825 nucleotides long. RefSeq lists its product as uncharacterized. The transcript has a single exon. Bases 1 to 825 code for a protein of 274 amino acids. Lineage: Eukaryota; Viridiplantae; Streptophyta; Magnoliopsida; Apiales; Apiaceae. The record is from RefSeq and is a predicted model, not a curated record.
AUGUCACUUUCUUCGGGGUACUCUGUUUCGCCUACGCUGUUGCAAAAAUAUCAAGGUCCGCGUCUAGUUUGCAAACUUUUAAAGUCUAUCUAUGGACUUCGCCAGGCGCCUCAUUGCUGGUUUAUGAAAUUGUGUUCAGCAUUACUUGACUUUGGUUUCAAACAAUGUGCUUGCGAUCACAGUAUGUUUGUGUUUACACAACAAGGCUCCAUUACUGUCUUUCUGGUGUAUGUUGAUGAUAUGGUUUUGGCUGGUAAUGAUCAAGGCACCAUGACAAAAGUCAAACUAUUUCUUUCCACUCGUUUCCAGAUUAAGGAUUUGGGGCAUCUUAAAUAUUUUCUUGGUCUUGAGUUAGCUUGUUCUUCUCAAGGUAUUCACCUGCACCAGAAAAAGUAUACUCAAGAUUUGUUAACUGAUGUGGGUCUUCUGAAUUGCAAGUCCUCGGUUAUACCCUUGAAACAAAAUAAUGGUCUACUUACUGAUUUAUCUACAGAAACUGAUUUUCAUGAUGUUUCACUAUAUCGUAGGGUCAUUGGUCGGCUAAUCUAUCUUACGAUUUCUCGACACGAUAUUGCAUACACUUUGAAUACGCUUGCUCAGUUCAUGUCCAAACCUAAGGUCUGUCAUUAUCAUGUUGUGCUCAAGAUUCUUCGCUAUCUCAAGGCAACAGCGGGCCAAGGCUUGCUCUUCUCUGCCUCUAGUUCUCUCAAACUUACUGCUUUUAGCUAUGCUGAUUGGGCAGCCUGUAGAAUUACUCGACGUUCCAUCACAGGUUUUUGUGUUAUGUUGGGUGCCUCUUUAAUCUCCUGGCGCUCUAAGAAGUAG